AUGCCCGAGACAAAAGCCCAAGCAGAAAAGAAGGAUCAGUCAGCGCCACCGCCUCAGCCCAAAGAAGCGCAUGAACAUGAAGAGCAUCAUCACGGCAAAGACUUUGCAAAAAGGGCCGGCCACGCAAUAACUUUUGGUGCAGGUGCCACGAUCGGAUCAGACGCCGUCAAUGGGAUUAUUAAAAACUUGUAA
Messenger RNA from Fusarium mangiferae, 192 nucleotides. RefSeq lists its product as uncharacterized. The coding region runs from base 1 to 192 and encodes 63 amino acids. The transcript is spliced from 3 exons. Lineage: Eukaryota; Fungi; Ascomycota; Sordariomycetes; Hypocreales; Nectriaceae. The record is from RefSeq and is a predicted model, not a curated record.